Morone saxatilis (striped sea-bass) is the source of this 1319-nucleotide messenger RNA. It is a transcript of the gene hddc2, whose product is annotated as HD domain containing 2. The transcript is spliced from 5 exons. Gene Ontology annotation, cellular component: cytoplasm. The record is from RefSeq and is a predicted model, not a curated record. Bases 97 to 627 code for a protein of 176 amino acids. Lineage: Eukaryota; Metazoa; Chordata; Actinopteri; Moronidae. Gene Ontology annotation, molecular function: 5'-deoxynucleotidase activity.
UGAGUUGUGUGUUGUGGCUGACGUUACCUGCAGAGGGUCCCGCGGACCGGCUGGGUGUACAGGAACGUGAAGAAACCAGAGAGCGUAUCAGACCACAUGUACCGCAUGGCCAUGAUGUCUCUGACCAUCACUGACCCCACAGUGGACAAGGACAGAUGCAUAAAGCUGGCCCUGGUUCAUGACAUGGCAGAGUGCAUUGUGGGAGAUAUCGCUCCAUCAGACAACAUCAGUAAAGCAGAGAAACACAGGCGAGAAGAGGAAGCGAUGACACACCUGGCAGGUCUUCUGCCUGGUGGACUCAAACAGGAGAUUUAUGGACUGUGGGAGGAAUAUGAGACCCAGAGCAGUCCAGAGGCCAGGUUGGUGAAACAGUUUGACCUCCUGGAGAUGAUCCUGCAGGCUCAUGAGUACGAGGAGCUGGAGGGAACGCCGGGAAGACUGCAGGAGUUCUUUGACUCCACCAACGGUCGUUUCCACCACCCAGACGUGCUCCAGCUCAUCAGCUCUUUGAAUGAAGAGAGAGGAUGUCACAUGACUAAAACGGAUGAAACAAAGAAUUCUGGGAACUCGCAGGCGGCUGGUGCAACGUCUUCACAGCCAAGUACGACUUCACACACCUCCUCCUGACUGCAACGCACACAAUACCUCCUCAGUGGAGAGACAGAGACGCUGGACUGUAACACAGAAUAUGUGUAUGAGGAUGCACAAACACGUCACAGGAUCAGAAGCUAGUGUGGAAAACUGUAGAUUGGGAGUUUCAACUUCUCCUCAUUUGCUACAGUGUAACUGAGGACAAGGACACAUGGGUAUCUGCAGCUAUUUGAUCCCUUUGUCUUCUGUGUUUUACCUCAAUGUCUCUAGUACAGUAUGAGGAACUAUAAUAGAUACAUUCUGACAAUUAAACACUGCCAGAUAAUAUACAAAUGCAAUAAUUUGUCAAAAUAAAUGGGUUGAAAAUGUAAUAAAAAACGGUAUAAUUUCCCAGAUAAUGUUCUCACAUUAUUACAUUAGUUCCUGUUUAUUCAUGUAUAGAAACUAUUCAACUAGUUUCUAUUACAUUUUGACACGUUAUUAUAUAUUUGUAUAUUAUCUGGCAGAUGUUACAUCAUAGGGCUGUCUAUAAAAAUAUAACAAUGGUGCUGCCGUCAGUAAAUAGUGUUAAUGCAUUUUCUGAUGCAGUCUUAUUGUACAAUAUACAGAUUUUGUGAAAUAGGUUAUAGAAAUACUGCUGGCAAAUGAGCACUAAAUUAUUUUCAGUAUGUUGCAUAGACGUCAGUUGCACAUUAUUCCACCUUUACUACUUUAUGUUUGGUUGUUUU